UUUAACUCUUAUUUUGUUCGCCAGUCUGUCGUGCUUGUUCCCGCUGCUCCAAACUAUGUAUUGAAUCUAGUGCUCAAAGGCAGAGUUCAAUUGAAAUUCCUCCAGGAGUUUAGCAAGCUUACGCAUUGACUCGGAUUUGUUACAUACCUGAGAAAGGUUUGAGAUAAGUUACUAAAGAUACAAUAGUGAAACAAUUUUGUUAUGAAAUGUCUGUGAUACUUUAUUUGUCUGUCUUUCUGAUGUCUUUACAUCCGGGUCUGGUUGAAGGUCAUGGUCGAAUGUUGGAUCCACCAUCUCGAAUGUCUGCCUACCUGUUGGGUUACUCCACGCCUGUCAACUAUGAGGACCAUGAGAUGAACUGUGGAGGACGCGCGGUCCAGUGGACACAAAAUGGAGGCAAGUGUGGUAUUUGUGGUGACCCAUGGUCAGGUCCACGCAGGUACGAGCGCCCAGACGGAGUCAUGGUUCAACACAAUAUCAUUCCGAAAGCGUACCGUGAGAAUGACGUCAUAGUAAUCACAAUACAGAUCACUCAAAAUCACCUGGGUUGGAAUGAGUUUCGUAUUUGUAACAUUGCUCGGUCUGGCGGUGUGGAGGCUACCCAGUCCUGCUUAGAUGAAAAUGUUUUGGCCGACUUGAGUGGGAAAACACGAUUCUAUUUUGAUGUUGCAGCUAUUGGAUUCUACAAUUAUACGCUGGUCUUACCAGCAGGGUUCACUUGUGAUCAUUGUUUGUUACAGUGGAAGUGGCAUUGUGGCAAUGACUGGGGAUGUGACAGUGAUGGGACUUGUGGUCUUGGGCGAGGUCUAGUACAAGAAGAGUUUUACGCAUGCGCAGAUGUUGCUGUUGCUCCCAAAGGCGUCGUCAUUGUGACGCAAACUCCACCAACCAUUGCACCCACCACAGCAUCAACAACCACCACAACCAGCACGACGACAGCCAGGCCCACGACCAGGUCACCAGAUGUUACUACAACUCAACCUGCGUCUACCACUUCCAGCACGACCAGGACCUCCACCCCUACAACAUCCACAUCCACCACAUCCACAACUACCAGAAGUAGAUCCACCUCUGCCUCUGUGGAACAGACGUACAAUCAUCAAGAUUUAAUUGAUUACAUCAAGAACAAUCAUGAAUCAAUAACUUCCGGUACACAUCUGGUGUACGUGAACCCGGCUACCAACAACAUCAACAGCUUAGACUACUUCAACAUGGUCCUGGGUUUGCCCAACAAGUACGACCCGCACUACACCUACCCCAACUCUUACGUCACACCGGCACCGACAUUCUCGCCUUCUAACGAGGACAAGAACGCCAUUGCGAGAUUGUGUUUUGUUUGCUAUGGAAACUGUCGGUUUGAAAGUUGUUAUACUUCCUGUCCCUCUAUAUGUCCUGUUAAAAAAAUAUAAAUAGACAUUUUGUAAAUUAAUAAAACUAGAACUUUUCUAAAGUAUGUUUCACAAAA
Molecule: messenger RNA, 1465 nt
Organism: Biomphalaria glabrata
Lineage: Eukaryota; Metazoa; Mollusca; Gastropoda; Planorbidae
Exons: 5
Coding region: 207-1409 (400 amino acids)
Source: RefSeq, a predicted model, not a curated record